This is a messenger RNA of Solanum pennellii, 4317 nucleotides long. Its product is annotated as putative late blight resistance protein homolog R1A-3. Gene Ontology annotation, biological process: defense response to other organism. The record is from RefSeq and is a predicted model, not a curated record. NCBI's taxonomy places the organism in Eukaryota, Viridiplantae, Streptophyta, Magnoliopsida, Solanales, Solanaceae. Gene Ontology annotation, molecular function: ADP binding.
CUUUAAAGGAAGGGAAGAAAAACCUUGAGUAGUGAAAACUAACUAUAUGGAUAGAGGAAAAGAAAUUGACGGAGAAAGAGAGAAAGGGAAAGCAAACAACUCAUCGGUGUCAUCUACUGUACUUCGCAAGGACAUGGUCAAUCUACUAGAUUUCAUAGAGAGGUCAAACAAUGGAAGAGUUCAAAUUGCACUUGACAUGGAUCAAGCAGAAACACUGACAUUGGAGCUGACAUUUAUAUCAGUAUUUUUCCACCUUUUUUAUGCUGUUUUGGAUGACGAAAUGAUUUGUCUAUCAUAUGAGGUUCAUAAUCUGGUUCAGUUACUUUUUCAUCAGAAGGGAGAUGUCAAGCUGGCUAAACUAAUGAAUCGUUCCGUUCCUAGCCUCCUAAAUAACAUCGAAAGUUAUAUCAGGUCACAUGAUUGUUCUGAAUCAAGUGCUACCAUGACUGAGGAUCAUUUGGUUGAACAUUUAGAUGCCGUCCUCGUGUAUCUCCAAUAUCUACCCAAGUGUUGUGCUGAGUUGAUUUUCCCAAUAAUGACUCAAUAUGAGCUUCUUCAGAAUGUGUAUGGCAAUUUACGAGAUUUCCAUGAGUUAAAAGUAAAUGGUUGUGUUGAGUAUGACACAAUUGAGCAUGUCUUACGUCAGUUUCAAAUUAUGGUUCAGGGUGUAGGAAUCUUCUGUUUAAUCCUUUUGCGUUGUCAACUUGAUGAAAGAGAUGAAAAUGAUGAAAUACUUGUCAGAUCUCAAGUUGAAUCCAUGCUAGCAGAUCUACUUGUGGAUAUUAUUCCUGUUGAACUGGAGGUUAUGCACAUAUGUUCAACAAAUUUGAAAGCUUCAAAGUCAGAAAAAGUUGGAUGCUUCAUUAAGCAGCUCCAGAAAGCAUCUCCACAUAUCCUUAGAGAAUAUCUGAUUCAUCUACAAGAGGGCAUGGCUAAUAUAACUACUGAUAGCACUUCAACACGCAACAUUCAUGUCAUGAUAGAGUUCCUAUUGAUUAUUCUUACUGAUGUUCCCAACGACGUUAUUCAUCAUGACAAGCUGUUAGUUCUCUUGGAACGUGUUGAAGCACUUACCAGGGAGGUAUCCAUUUGUGUUAGCAACUUAGACAAGAACUUAAGGAAUGAAGAGAAUAUGAUUGAUACAAGAUAUGCAAGGCUAGACUCUCUGGAAAAUAUUGAACUCUUAAAGAAAGAUCUCAAGCAUGUUUUCUUGAAACCCCCUGCAGACUCAUCUCAACUCUACUUUCCCAUGAGUGAUGGACCACUCUUCAUGAAUCUUCUACUCAGAAACUUAAAUGACUUGCUCAACUCCAAUGCUUACUCGGUUGAUUUGAUAAAGGAAGAAAUCAUGCUGGUGAAAGAAGGUCUAGAGUUCCUAAGAUCAUUCUUUGGAAAUGUUGAGCAAGAAUUUGAUAAAGAUCUUCGUACUCGUGUUAUAGGUCUGGCAUAUGAGGCGGAACAUGCCAUUAAUUCAAUUAUUGUCAGAGAUCAUGGUCUCUUGCACCUUAUCUUUUUACUUCCUGAUACCAUAGAAAAGAUCAAGCUUAUCAAAGAAGAGGUACCGGCGAGGAUUUCCAAAAGCAAGGGUCUUACUGUUGGAAAUACUCCCAGCAAGACAGUUGAAAUUAAGAAGUCGUCAACCACUGAUCAGAUAAUUGUAGGGUUCGAGGAGGAGACAGAGUGGAUAAUUAGGAAGCUGACCAGUGGACCAGCAGAGGUUGACGUCAUUUCCAUAGUUGCCAUGCCAGGGCUUGGAAAGACUACUUUGGCUUACAGAGUAUUUAAUAAUAAGUCAGUUGUUGAUCAUUUCGACGUCCGUGCUUGGUGCACAGUUGACCAAGAACAUAAUGAGAAAAAGUUGUUGCAAAAGAUUUUCAAUCAAGUUGUUGGUCUGAAGCAGACACUCAAUGAGGAUGACAUUGACGAGGACAUUGCUGAUAAGCUGCGGAAAGAGCUGUAUGGAAAGAGGUAUCUUAUUGUCUUGGAUGACUUGUGGGAUAUUGAAACAUGGAAUGAGCUAACAAGACCUUUUCCUCAAAUUCAGAGAAGAAGUAAAAUUAUUUUAACAAGUCGGAAAAGGGAAGUGGCUUUGCAAGGGAAACACCACAGUGAUCCUCUUUAUCUUCGAUUGCUCACACGAGAAGAAAGUUGGGAUUUAUUAGUGAAAAGGGUAUUUGGAGAAGAACGUUGCCCUGAUGAACUAUUGGUCGUUUGAGAAGAAAUAGCCCGAAAGUGUGCAGGACUUCCUUUGUUACUUGAUCUGAUUGGUGGUGUCAUUGCAAGGCAGGAAAAGAAAAAGGCUUUGUGGCUUGAAGUACUAAAUAAUUUGAACUCCUUAAUUUUGAAGGAUGAAGAGGAAGUGAUGAAGGUUAUACAAUUAAGAUAUGACCAUUUACCAAAUCACUUAAAGCCGUGUUUGCUUUACCUUGCAAGCUAUCCAAAGGACAACUAUAUUAAAAUCUCUAAAUUGAAACAUUUAUGGAGUUCUGAAGGACUUGUGGAACACAUUGAAAUGAAGAGUGUCAAUGAAUUACUGGAGGUUUACGUGGAUGAGUUAAUUUCAAGUAGCUUGGUGAUAGUUUUCUAUGGGAUACAUGAUAGAAACCCGAUUUUCCGAAUUCAUGAUCUUGUGCAUGAUUUUUGUUUGAUAAAAUCUAGAAAUGAACAUUUGUUUGACGUUAUAAAAUCAAAUGCACCGUCUUCAUCUUCAGAUCUGAUGCCGCGUGCAAUGACCAUCCAUUACGAUCAGCAUCUCCAUUCGGAUGAAAAUUUUGUCCUGUUCAAUCCAGAAAAGCAAAAUCCUUAUGUCAAACACCUCAUCUCAUUGAAGGUAUACAAAGCUGGUGAUAUAGAAUCUUGGAGGCCCAAUCACCUAAGACACUUGAGGCUUCUUAAAAGUUUAGAGAUACGCCAAACUAUGGAUCCUUUGCUGAAUGAAAUAGGCAUGCUUGUUCAUUUGAGGUAUUUAAACAUUUGGACGAAGGUAGAAGCUCUCCCUCCGUCUUUUUCAAACCUCUUGAAUCUAGAAACUCUGAUGGUGUAUAACUCAGCAUCAAACAUGGUACUAUCACCCAGUAUUUGGAGCCUUGCAAAGCUUCGACAUGUUCACAUGUUCAUUUUUUCCGUCUUUGAGUCGCAUGCUGACGAACAAACAGUGUUAGAAGAGGACUCAAAGUUAGAGAAUUUGAGAAUAUUAUCUGGGCUCAAGAUUUCCGACUCGCAAGACAUAGGGGGCAUUUUCAAAAGGUUUCCCAAUAUCCGAAGUCUUAGAUUUGCCAUUAAAACAUCACAGUAUUGUCCAGCAGAGAAGAUUUGUUUUCCAAGAUUGGAUGUCCUCAGUGAACUCGAACAAGUUGAUGCAAAUUUUCAUGGUGAGGAAUGGAGAGAUAAAUAUCAGUGUGAUCUGUACUACUUCCCUUUGAGCUUGAAAAUAUUGAAGAUGACAAGGUUUGAUCUAUCAUCGAAUUCACUGUCAGGAAUUGCGAGACUGCCCAACCUUGAAAACUUGAGUCUACAAGAAGUAAUCAUUGAGGGAGGGAAAGAAUGGAACAUGGAAGAUGUCACCUUCGAGAAACUGAAAAUUCUCACAUUGUAUCAUGUGUCUUUUUCUGAAUGGCAGGUUAGAGAGGAAUCCUUUCCCAUGCUCGAGGAAUUACAAAUAGAAUGGUGUGAUAAGCUUAUGGAGAUCCCGGACAGUUUUGGGGAUAUUGCUUCAUUAAAGUCUAUCACAGUGUUGGGCCAGCCUCAACUAAAAGAUUCAGCACUAAAGAUUAAGGAAUAUGUUGCAGAAAUGACUGGCGUUGACAAGCUUGUGGUUAUGUAGUAUUGAGUUCCUGGACGAAGUGGGCAAAUCUUUAGCACAUAUAAGGUUGGCAUACAUUAAUUUUGGGCAGCUCAUCAACCAAUUGACGCUUCAAUGAUGGAUCGAUCCUCAAACAUCCGGACGGAUGCAAAAGCUCUCCCUCCGUUAUUUUCAUACCUCUUGAAUCUAGAAACUCUGGUGGUUGAUGUGCCAAGGAUGUUAUUCAUCAUGACAAAUUGUUCAUUCUUUUGGCAAGUGUUGGAGCACUUAGCAGGGAUGUCUCCAUUCUUUUUUGCAACUUAGAGUAGAAACCAAUCAUUGAGGAGAAAACCAAUGAAACGGACUUUGCAACUCUAGACUUGCUAAAAAACUCUGCUAGCGAAUCAAUGAUUAUUCUUUCUUUGAACCAACUGUGUUAUAAGAGGAUACAAAGUUAUAGGAACUGAGGAUACUAUACCAGCUCAACCUUUUUUGUUUGGAAGAUGGAGAAGGAUCUUUUUGUUGAGUUGUUGAGA